AUGGUAAAGCUUGCUCAGAUCUUCAGAGAGGAGUUGGGCUUGUAUCAGGGGAAAGUCUUCUGCUUUGUUCAUCUGAGCAUUCAGGAACAUCUAGCAGCUCUAUAUGUGCACCUCUCCUGGACCAACAACAACAGAAAUGUGAUUGACCAGAGUUUGCAAUCUAAAGAGAAGGACUGGUUUGAAAUCUUGUUUCAGCAUGUUUCAUUAUCUGAGCUGCAUCAGAGAGCUGUGGAUGAGGCUCUACAGAGUAAAAAUGGACAUCUGGAUCUUUUCCUGCGGUUCCUUCUGGGUUUGUCAGUGGAGUCUCAUCAGAUUCUCCUACAAGGUCUAAUGAAACUGAAAAGAAGCAGCUCUGACAGCAAUGAGAAAACAGUUGAGUACAUCAAGAAAGGAAUCAUUGAUUCUCCAGAGAAAUCCAUCAAUCUGUUCCACUGUCUGAAUGAACUGGGUGAUCAUUCACUAGUGGAGGAAAUACAACAGGAUCUGAAAUCUGGAAGAAUAAAGGAAGCCAAACUCUCUUCAUCUCAGUGGUCAGCUGUAGUUUUUGUGUUGUUGACGUCAGAAAAGGAACUGAAGGAGUUUCGUCUUGAUAAAUUUGUUAAAGAAAAGAAUAAUCCUGAAAAUAUGAAAGUUCUACAGAAGCUGCUGCCUGUGAUUAAAAAAUCCAGAUCAGUUCAGUUGAGAGAUUGUGGCGUCACAGAUGAAGGUUGUGCUGCUCUGACUUCAGCUCUGAGAUCAAACCCCUCACACCUGAGAGAACUGAAUCUGUCUCAGAAUAAAAUAAGAGAUUUGGGUGUGAAGCAUCUCUGUGCUGUACUGGAGGAUCCUCACUGUAAACUGGAGAAACUGUGGUUGAGAUAUUGUGACGUCACAGAAGAAGGUUGUUCUGCUCUGACUUCAGCUCUGAGAUCAAACCCCUCACACCUGAGAGAACUGAAUCUGUCUGGGAAUAAAAUAAGAAAUUCAGUGAGUCUG
Molecule: messenger RNA, 975 nt
Organism: Cyprinus carpio (common carp)
Lineage: Eukaryota; Metazoa; Chordata; Actinopteri; Cypriniformes; Cyprinidae
Product: ribonuclease inhibitor-like
Exons: 4
Molecular function (GO): protein binding
Source: RefSeq, a predicted model, not a curated record